CGUUCAUAACUUUCUUAGUAUGUAUCUGUUUUAAAAUGAAUUGCUCAAUAUAUGUAUGUUAUAAUACAUAAAUUUCAGAUAUAGAGAAAAAAGAGUAUACAGUCUUCGGUAUUUUCAAAUCAAUAAACGGAUCUUCAAUAAAGUUUUGGAAAUUUGUUCCGUCCUUUUUCAACACUGUCAUAUGCAUCCUUUAUUUGGCAGGCUUACGGUUGGAAAUAAAAGUGGUAAAUUCUUCUCGUUUGCAAUGCCGAACCAGAUGAGGGUGCUGGACUUUGGCGAUGGAUCAAUGCCCAUCCAGCUGGACUAUCCGGAUUCGCAGAUCUUCAGCAACUGUAGUAGCUACGGCGAUCGGGUUCCGGGUAUCCAUUGGAACGAGAUUACGGUGCACCAUAGGGGCCGUCUGGUAUACUCACCAAAUCCGGAGCAGAUAAUCCUGGAUGCCUUAUACCAGGCGAUAGACGGGGCGGACUUCUAUCCGGUGUUCUACCAGCGUGGAAAGAGCGCGGAUACCAUGCUGGCCAGGAGCUGCAAGGCGGCUAUUGAUAAUCUCUUCAAACAGGGACUGUCCAUCAAUCUGGAAAGAGGCGCCUCCAUACCCAUCAGUAUUCAACUGGGCGUGGCCCAGUACCAAAGGAACCAGAUAUCUCCAACGUUCCAAAUCGCUCGGGUGGUCACCAGACUUAUGAAACAAUUGGUUCAAAGGGACGGUGUGGAUGGACUACUUAAUCUGGACAAUUUUGGGGGUCAUCCGGAGUUCGAAAACAUAGUGGUAAGCCUGGGCAAUCCGUGCAUCCUGAUGAACGUGUGCCAGGUGAUUCUCAACAACGACACUGAACGCUUUCGUUUAAACGGGUUUAUAUUGUCUAACAACCGCAUUCGGGAUGUACGACCUCUGACACUACUCGCCAAUAUGGACUACGCGUUGCUCGAUUUAAGGGGCAACAAGAUCAAGUCAGCCGAUCGUUUGUGCCGCGCGCUGGAACAAUUCCGUGCCAGGGAACUACUCCUGGAGAACAACCCCAUUUUAAAGAUAUCCAACUUUCCCGCAAGCAUUAGAUCGCUGGAGAAUAACUUCAAGUUGGUGAAUGGAAAGCCUUUUAACAUGCUGCACAAGUCUGUUUCGCCUCUGGAUGUGGAGAUCGAUUUGGAAGUAGAUGGAGCGCGGCUUGAUGCAAAUAACAAGUGGAAGUUGCCGGAGUUUGAGAACAGCCAGCAUUGGCAUGCUUUUAUGAUACCCGAUCCAAUUGAAGAAUUCAACCAGGAGGUGUUGUUCGACUUUUUCUUUAUUAGGCUCGAUCCUACCCUGAGCAAAUUUUAUCCCUGCUAUUACAAGUAUAUUAACACGGAGCACGUUUUCCUCGUGCGCAAUUGCUUUGAUCAAAUUGCACAUUUGGUAAACAAUUGCAACCUAGAGAUGACUAUUCCGACCGGUAAUCGGAUUUUUCGCUAUUACUUGCGUAUGAAUGUGAGCACCUUCAAGCAGCAUCAUGUUGAUCCGGAGGAGUGUAUACAGAAGGCUGUUUCGCAAUGCUAUGUGACACAGAAUCGAAUGCUUAACCUUGAACGGUUUCACGCCAAGGAAUGUCUGAAGGACGUGGUGGUUUCGCUAAGCUCGCCAAAGAUUUUGACUUACAUACUGUCGGUAGCAUCGCGGAAGUUCAUGACCACCUGUUCAGAGAUCCGCUUGUGUCACAACAAGAUUAUUGUUCUGGAUGGAGCCCAUGUCCUUGGCAUGAUGGGGGGCCUGCGAGCGGUAGAUCUUAGCCACAACUGGGUGCAAGACCUGGCAUGUAUCAACAGUCUUGGAAACCUGCCUCUUAAGUCUCUGGUACUUCACGGAAAUAAACUCUGCCGCAACUACAGACUUCCCAGCGAGUAUGUCAGGGCCGUGAAAGAGGUGUUUCCACAGUUGACCACCUUGGAUGGCGUGGACCUACAGACGAAUCCAGGCCAGUCGGUGCAGAAGAACUUUCUUUGCGAUACUGGUGCCUACGAGUUGGUAGGUGCCUUUCUUAAACACUAUCUCCGGGAGUUCGAAAACGAUGAGCUUCGUCAUAAUCUGUACAAGUAUUACUCCGAGGACUCGCUCUUUACCCUAACAUGCAACUACAGCGUGGUUCAGAAUCACCAGACUCCCAAGAUAUUGCAGCGUAUAUCAAAGUACAAUAAGCACGCACGAAAUCUUCGCAACAAAGAUUAUUCCAAAGCAAGCGAUGGCGUGUUCUUUGGCUCUACUGAUAUCGUGGAGAUCUUGUUGCAACUGCCACGGGUCACCCACGACUUCCACUCCCUGCAGACGGAUGUCAUGCACUACGAUGGUAAAGUGGCGGUUAUCUAUGUGGCUGGUUUGCUGCGGGACGAGCCACCUAGCACGAGGACCGGAUACGGAUUCAGAACUGAUAUCGGUGGUGUCCUUCUGGGCUUUAGCCGACAGUUUGUGGUUAAGUUCGAUGAGGCGAACUUGGGCUUGGGUAAGAGAGCUCGUCGUCUAAAGAUCGCCAACGAACGUCUACACAUAACGAAUCCAUCGAAAGCUUUAAUACGAAACGCCUUCAGUGUGAAUUAUCCGGAUCCAAGUGAACGCCAGGUUGAAGAGGACUCCCUGGAUGUGAAGGAUCACAAAUUGCUACUGUUUCAAGAGGUAACCGGGCUCAUUUCCACUUGGGUCACAUCGAUUGUGGAGGAAGCCGAUUGGGACUUCGAGCGAGCCCUAAAGUUGUUUAUUCAAAAGAACGCAGAUUGCGAGAUCCCAGAUUUAGCCUUCGCUUAGGACUCAUCCACCUAAAGCUGAAGCAAUAUGUCCUAACCUGUCACUGACCAAAGCAAAUCCAAAAAUAAUUGUAGUCAAACGAUUAAGAAUUUCUUACAAACCAAUUACCAAUUACAUACCAAUUUUUUAAAA
Molecule: messenger RNA, 2902 nt
Organism: Drosophila erecta
Lineage: Eukaryota; Metazoa; Arthropoda; Insecta; Diptera; Drosophilidae
Gene: nxf2
Product: nuclear RNA export factor 2
Exons: 7
Coding region: 182-2770 (862 amino acids)
Biological process (GO): poly(A)+ mRNA export from nucleus
Cellular component (GO): nucleus
Molecular function (GO): protein binding; RNA binding
Source: RefSeq, a predicted model, not a curated record